Molecule: messenger RNA, 2544 nt
Organism: Durusdinium trenchii
Lineage: Eukaryota; Dinophyceae; Suessiales; Symbiodiniaceae
Source: the annotation of a GenBank genome assembly
GAAGAUGCCAAGAACGCGGAUUCCAAGGGGUGCGGGGACAGCUCCAAAGGACCGAAAAGCCCUCGCAUGGAAUCUGAGGGCAAGGUGCAGCAGCUCACACGAAGAGCAGACUUCUUUGCAUCACGUGCUCGGUAUGCUGAUGCCUUACCUCUUGUGGAUCAGGCACUUCAUUUAGAACCAAAUCGACCUGAGUUGCACCUUGGGAGAGGCCAGUGCUUGAUGCAGCUGGACAAGCUUGAGGAUGCAUUGGCUUCAUUUGAGGCCGCCCUUCGGCUUGAUUCGCAAUGUGUGUCAGCACAGCGAAACAAGGCUUUGCUGCUUGCAAAGCAGCAAAGAUGGCAUGAUGCUGUGGUUUCAUUGCGGGAGGCUCUCAGCUUGGAGUCUUCGCCUGAGCUCCGAAUGGAGUUGGCUCGAUGCCUCACGGAACACGCCAUCCAGUUGAAGGCAUCAGGACGUGGUGAUCUUCAGCUGUUCCACGAAGCCAUCCAGGCCUGCGAUUCCUAUGCCCCUGCAUUCUUCCAGCUUGGUGUCUGCUAUUCCGAGGUGAGUGACUGCAUCAAGGCCAAAGAGAUGUACAGAAAAGCUGUGCAGCUUCACCCUGGGUAUGUGGAGGCUCUGAACAACCUGGGCGUAGCUUGCAGGGAGCUUGGAGAGUGGGAGCAUGCAAUAGAAGCAUAUGGUAUGGCUCUCAAGGUGAAUCAGAAUUGCAGUAAGACCCGGGAGAACAUGGCGAUCUCCUUGCUUCAGUUGGGUUGUCGCCACUUGCAGCGAAAGGAGCUGAAGCAGGCCGGCGAAGCCUUGAAGCGAGCGCUUACCUUCAACUCCAGGAAUGCAGACAUAUACUUCAACCUGGGCGUGCUCUAUGCUGAGAAGGAAAAGUGGGACAGAGCAAAGGUCAACUACGAGCUGGCAAACCAUUUCGAUCCGAGACAUGCUAACGCUCACAACAACCUGGGCGUGAUUCAUAGGCGGCUGGGGAAUGCAGAAGCUGCCAUGAAGUGCUUUGAAAGUGCUUUAGAGGUUGACAGCAAGAUGAACCUGGCCAGCAAGAAUCUUGGAGCCAUCUACGGCUCUAUGGGACGCAUGGAUGAUGCAAUUCGACUCACCCGCAUCGCAAUUGAGUCCAACCGACAAGAUGCUGAGGCUUACAACAAUCUAGCCCUUCUGUUGCGAGACCAGUGCGAUGUGGAUGCUUGCUUGGAGAAUUUGGACGUUUGCAUCAGCUUGGAGCCUGAGAGUCGUCAUGCUGGCUCCAACCGGCUCAUGUCUCUCAACUACCAAUCUGAGAGAAAGCGCGAAGAGGUUUUUGAGGCACACAGGAGCUGGGGAAGUUGCGUCGAAAGCAGCAUCAGCCAGGCGUUCAGCUGGGAUCGGCCAAGAACAAGCGGUCCCUUGCGGGUUGGCUACGUUUCUCCAGACUUCUAUUCGCACUCGGUCUCAUACUUCAUCCAUGCAGCCCUCAAGCACCAUGAUCCGGCAUUUGUCCAUGUCACCUGUUACAGCGAUGUGGCCUUGGAAGACGAAAAGACGAAGCAGUUUCGGGAGCUUGUGCCGCGAUGGCGAAAUCUGUGUGGCCGUGCUGAUGACGAAGUUGCAAAGAUGAUCUACGAGGAUGGCAUUGACAUCCUGGUUGACUUGACUGGGCACACUGGAAACAACCGAUUGGGAGUCUUUGCUCGAAAGCCCGCUCCGAUUUGCAUCACUUGGAUUGGCUACCCGCACACGACUGGUCUUACCAGAAUGGAUUAUAGAAUCUCAGAUGAGUUUGCAGAUCCAAUGGAUGCACCAGGUCUUACAACCGAAAAGAUUUUGUACCUGCCGGAAUGCUUUCUUUGCUACACCCCUCCCGAGACUGCACCGCCUGUCGUCCUCAAGCCAGCGCAGGAGUCCUACGGGUGCAUCACCUUCGGAUGCUUCAACAAUUUAGCGAAGGUCAGCAGCCUCACAGUCAGAAUGUGGAGCAAGCUGUUACACGAGGUUCCAGACUCGCGCUUGUUUGUAAAGUCAAAGGCAUUGGCGUGCCCAAAAGUGCAGGAAAAGAUGAGGGCUGCUUUUGCUGCGCAUGACAUUCAAGCUUCUCGCCUUGACUUGACUGGCUUGCAGCCACAAACAGGUAGCCAUCUUCAUAUGUACAGCUUUAUUGAUGUGGCCUUAGAUACUGCACCUUAUGCAGGCACCACAACUACUUGUGAGGCACUCUACAUGGGAGUGCCCGUUGUAACGCUCAAAGGGCGAGGCAUUCACGCACAGAAUGUUGGAUCUUCUUUGCUUUCAGCCGUUCAGCUCGGUGACUUGGUCACUGAAACUGAGGAGGAUUUUGUCAAGCAGGCAGCAGCUUGUGCAAAGAACGUUCCUCGACUUGCAGCGUUGCGGGCCGGCUUGAGGACCAGAAUGCUAAGGUCUGUCUUGUGUGAUGGACCACGUCAUGUGGCAUGGCUGGAACGUCUCUAUGCUGGAGUAGUGUCGGAUUUUGCUAAAAGCAAGCAAGUCACCACAUUCAAUGUACAGGAUUCAAUACCCAGCUCGCUGGCAGAAGUGCAGUAG